Molecule: messenger RNA, 2761 nt
Organism: Polyodon spathula (Mississippi paddlefish)
Lineage: Eukaryota; Metazoa; Chordata; Actinopteri; Acipenseriformes; Polyodontidae
Product: palmitoyltransferase ZDHHC8B-like
Exons: 11
Coding region: 185-2524 (779 amino acids)
Biological process (GO): protein palmitoylation
Molecular function (GO): palmitoyltransferase activity
Source: RefSeq, a predicted model, not a curated record
UUCUCUGUAUGUGUGGGGUUUUUUUUGCACUGGAGCUGGAGAUAUUGGCUAAAUAGCUGCUGUCUGUACUGCAUCGCUUUUUAUUCUGUGUGUGUGUUGUGUGUGUGUGUGUGUGUGUGUGUGUGUGUGUGUAUGUAUGUGUCUCCGAUUGGACUAAAAACACGAGGAAUGUGGAAAUUACAGAAUGCCCAAUAUCGCUGGAAAGAGAUUUAAACCCACGAAGUACAUCCCUGUGUGCACCGCGGCCACUCUUCUCGUGGGCUCCACCACUUUAUUCUUCGUUUUCACGUGCCCCUGGCUCACAAAGGCAAUCUCCCCAGCCAUACUCCUGUACAAUGGGAUCGUGUUUCUGUUUGUAUUGGCCAAUUUCAGCAUGGCAACAUUCAUGGAUCCAGGAGUGUUCCCCAGAGCCGAUGAAGACGAGGACAAGGAUGAUGACUUCCGGGCUCCACUCUACAAGAACGUGGAUAUCAAAGGGAUCCAGGUUCGGAUGAAGUGGUGCGCCACCUGCCACUUCUACCGGCCGCCACGAUGCUCCCACUGCAGCGUCUGUGACAACUGUGUGGAGGACUUUGACCACCACUGCCCCUGGGUGAACAACUGCAUCGGCCGCAGGAAUUAUCGCUAUUUCUUCCUGUUCCUGCUGUCGCUCAGCACGCACAUGCUGGGAGUGUUCGCCUUCGGACUCAUCUACAUCCUGAACCACCUGGAGAGACUGGGAGCGCUGCACACCACUGUCACUCUGGCUGUGAUGUGUGUGGCCGGCUUGUUCCUCAUUCCGGUUGUGGGGCUCACAGGAUUCCACAUGGUCCUGGUGGCCAGGGGUCGAACCACCAAUGAGCAGGUGACGGGAAAGUUCCGCGGCGGGGUCAAUCCCUUCACGCGUGGCUGCUGGGGGAAUGUGCAGUAUGUGCUCUGCAGUCCUCUCGCUCCAAGGUACAUAAUUGAGCCCAAGCAGAACGAGACUGUUCUUAUUCAACCUCCCUUCCUCCGUCCUGACCUGUCAGACAGGCAAAUCACAGUCAAGGUUAGCGGCAAUGGGAUCCACGCCAACAUGCACAGAACCAAGUCUAAAGGCAGUCUGGAUGCACUGGAGGACACGAUGCUGGACAGCCAGCCCCCACUGCCCCCGAAAGGAGAUGCAAACAAGUACAGCGAGCUGAAGAGCCAGCUGACCUCCAGCGAAGAGAGCAGCCUGUCUACGAAGCCUCUGAACCCAUCUACACCAGCCAUGUACAAAUACCGGCCCGGCUUCAAUGCAAACCUCAAGGUCCACUACCACCCCACUGAGGACAAGAUUGUCAUGCAGGAGGGACACGCUUCUGCUGCUGCUGCUAUUAUGGAAGAGAACGGGCGAGGUCAUGACUAUAGAUCGGAGCCAAACCUGGACGUCCCGGAAUACAAGAAUGCCUCCAUCCACAGGGACUUCAAGUCCUCCCCCCUGCAGCUGGACUCCUCCUCCAUCAACUCCCGCUCGCUCAGCCUGAAGCACACGCCCCGGCGGGGCAGGGACAAGACCACCCUGCAGUCCAUGAAAUCGGAGGGGACCUCCACCCCCUACAGGAGCGGCUUCGCUCCCAACUCUCUGUCCAACAGGAACGGCAGCCUCUCCUACGACAGCCUGCUGAACCCCAGCGUGUCCCCCUCAGCCGGGGAGUGCCUGGCCCACCCUGGGGGCCCCGCGGUAGGGUACCACUCUCCCUACGUUUCUGCCAAAGUGAGCCACAUGCGGGGGACUGAACUGCAGGGGCAGCUCCCACCCACUUACAGCCCUGUCCUGAACAGCAUCAGCAGACACUCUCCGCACCCCCGGGACCCCUCACCAGUGCGCUACGACAACCUCUCCAAAACCAUCAUGGCAUCCAUCCAAGAGCGCAAAGAGCUGGAGGAGAGGGAGAAGCUGCUGCACCUACACGGGCACGCUGGCAUCACGGACUCCGGCGCCUAUGAGCCGCCUGGCUCCUACAGCUUCCAGCUGGGGCCAGUCUUCCCGGAUGAGCCCCGAGUCCCGUGCACUGGGGCUUACGGCUCUCGGGACAACCUGCUGGGCGGCUCUUCGGUGUUCAGCUCCCGGAACCCCCUCAUGCGCUCCUCUGCCACCUCCCUGAGCAGUGCCGCACUCUCCAGGGUCACCAGGACUUCCACCACCUCCCUGUACGCCGACCUGGCAAACAACAACGUACAGGGCAGGGUCAGUGAAGCGCCCUACCGUUCCCCGGGCCACCAGGUGCAGCCCUCGCCCACGGCACUGCGCAGAUCCCCCUCCUACAGCAUGCAUAAGCCACUCUCCUUUAUCAACGCCUUGGAAGCAACAGACUCUCCGCCUCUAGGAGGGCCAAGGGAGGAUGUCCAGUUGAGAUCGUCCCACAGUAAAAUAAAUGGCCAGCCGACGGGCCUGUCCAGGGCUGACUGUCGCCUGGGUUCCACCUCGAGUUCCCAGGGUAUCCCGGCCAGCCCCGGCCGGCACACGAAUGUUAAAAAGGUGUCGGGAGUGGGCGGGACCACCUACGAGAUCUCGGUGUGAGGCGCCGCGGUGCCAUGCUGUGAAGAGAAGCGCUGCAGCUCUACAGCUCGGAGGGCGGGGGGGGGAUCUCUCCGCAGCCUUACUCCCUUGGGAAUAACCAUACAGCCAAUCGGACGAUUCCUCUUUGACCUCACAGCUGUCCCAGUGACCCUGACUGCGUAUUGUUGAGAGUAUGGUUUUUAUUACAAAGAAGGCAGUGUGUGUGUGUGUGUGUGUGUGUGUGUGUGUGUAUAUAUA